Messenger RNA from Sphaeramia orbicularis (orbiculate cardinalfish), 1630 nucleotides. Its product is annotated as sterile alpha motif domain-containing protein 14-like. NCBI's taxonomy places the organism in Eukaryota, Metazoa, Chordata, Actinopteri, Kurtiformes, Apogonidae. Gene Ontology annotation, cellular component: actin cytoskeleton; postsynaptic density; cytoplasm. Gene Ontology annotation, biological process: actin filament organization; neuron projection development; calcium-mediated signaling. The transcript is spliced from 11 exons. The record is from RefSeq and is a predicted model, not a curated record. The coding region runs from base 301 to 1551 and encodes 416 amino acids. Gene Ontology annotation, molecular function: actin filament binding.
UCCUCCUCUUCCUCCUCCUCCUCUUCCCCCUCCUCCUCCCCUUGCUCCUCCCUCCUGCAGUCUUACUCUUAGUCGACACUAUUCUGCUGAGUAGCAGUGAGCUAGCAUUUGACAGCAUACAUCCUCCAGCACAGGAAGGAAACUACAUCACCCACAAUCCUCUGCUGCUGCUCUCACUGUGUCCCAGUCUGCACAGACGCCCCGUGGAACCCUGUGAGUUGUGGUCCUCCAUCACUAGCUGCUGAUAGGGAGACUGAUGUGCCAUGACAACAGACAGGGACAGAAAGUGACUCCAGAACCAUGACCUCCUUCCUCGAUGACGCUGACAACGUGUUUGACCUGAACCAGGCGGUCCCUGAGACUGAGCUCCUCGACAACAGCAUCCAGAAAGGCCGUGCCCAGCUGUCCGUCAAAACCCGCAGGCACCGCCCCUCCAGGUCCCGUUACCGUGACAGCGUGAGUUCGACGGAGGGCGACGACAGUCUGGAGCCCAAGGACGCCUCGCUAAACUCCGCCCGCUCACCUUUACACCUGGCCAUGCGAGGCUCCUCCCCUUCUCCUGAUUCACUGCUUUCUGCACGAAGCCCCGCCUUCUCAUUCGACACAUCCCUGGUGCGACGCUCCCCAGAGGACGGCGGUGCCUCACUGGCCGCUGCCCCUCGGGGGCGGUACCACCAACUGACCAAUGCAACAUCUCAAGAGGCUCUGGUGACGCCCAGCAGCGCCCUGUUCAAGUCCGGCCCCUCCCCCGACUGCUCACCUGUUUACCUGAGGAGGAGCAGGAGGCCCGACAGUGAAGUCCUGGUUUCAGAUUCGAGUCGGGACUCGAGUCCAGCUGAACCCAGAAGUCCAACUGUGGUCUUGGACAAGAAGACCAAGAGGCGCUUUCUGGACCUGGGGGUGACGCUCCGACGCUCCUACAUCCGAGUGAGGAAGGACAAGUCCAGCAGGCUGUCCAUGGGGGACAGGGAGCCAUCACAGAGUCCAUCCCGGUCCUCGGCCUCCUUUGUUCCGUUCUCCUGGUUCUCUGAGGGGCGGGGCUCCGUCUCCUCCUCCGGGAUCCCCCCCUGCUCUCCGAAGGCCCCCCCGCUGAGUUCACCACGACCCCAGAAGUCCCACUCCCAGGAGUCUUCUCUCAGUCUGGACUUGUCUCCUCCUCUCUCCUCUUCGUCCACUUCUCCUCCUGUCGACUCAGCGUCCAGAUCUGCACAUCCAUACCACACACUGUCAUCUGACGAGCCAUUGGACGAGCCCACCUGUGUGGCGUCGUCGUGGACGACAGAGCAGGUCUGUCAUUGGCUGCGAGGACUCAACAUGGAGCAGUAUGUCCCAGAAUUCAUAGAGAGAGACAUUGAUGGACAGCAGCUCCUGCAGAUGGAUGGAAGCAAACUGAAGGGUCUGGGCGUGCUCAGUUCGUCUGAUCGCAGCGCCCUGAAGCGUCGCAUUAAAGACAUCCACACGGCGGCUGAGAAGGAGAAGAAAGUUCUGGAAAAACUGGAAAAACAAAAGGAGAAGCAGCGCCGGAAAGAGCAGGAGCAGCGCAGGAACUAAGGUCCACCAGCAGAGGACACCAGAGGAUGAACAGAGGAAAAACAGAGGAAAGAGAGAGGAAAGAGAGAGGAAAAACAGA